Messenger RNA from Rhipicephalus microplus (southern cattle tick), 1004 nucleotides. Its product is annotated as annexin A4-like. Gene Ontology annotation, molecular function: phosphatidylserine binding; calcium ion binding; calcium-dependent phospholipid binding. Lineage: Eukaryota; Metazoa; Arthropoda; Arachnida; Ixodida; Ixodidae. The record is from RefSeq and is a predicted model, not a curated record. Gene Ontology annotation, biological process: endosome transport via multivesicular body sorting pathway. Gene Ontology annotation, cellular component: cytoplasm; vesicle membrane; nucleus.
GCACUGAGGAAGGCUAUGAAAGGAUGGGGUACAGAUGAAGACGCCAUCAUCAACAUCCUCUGCGCACGGACUUCCGAGCAGAGGCUUGAGAUUGUUACCACAUACAAGCAGAUGUUUGGCCGAGACCUGAUCAGGGACAUCAAAUCUGAGCUUCGUAGCAACUUGGAGCACAUAAUGGUGGGCCUACUGUAUCCCAUGCACGAGUACCUGGCCCGAGAGCUGCGCGCCGCCAUGAAGGGUCUGGGCACUGACGAAGACUGCCUCGUGGAGAUCCUGUGCACGCGCAGCAACGACGAUAUAAGGAGGAUCAAGGAAAACUACCACGGAAUAUUCUCAAGAGACCUGGAGGACGACAUCAGAAGUGAAACCUCGGGUCACUUCCGAAGACUUCUGGUCUCCAUGUGUAACCAUUUGCAGCAAGCUGGAGUCCAGCGUUGGGGCACCGACGAGUCGGUCUUCAACCAGAUCCUGGCCAACGAGAGCUACGACCAACUGCUGCUCAUCUUUCGCGAGUACAACGCAAUCACAAACCAAACCAUCAUCGAGGCAAUCAAUAAAGAAAUGAGCGGAGACCUGCGCAAAGGUUUUCUCGCCAUCGUCAAGUGUGUCUACAACAUCCCGGCCUACUUUGCUGAAAAGUUGUACCGAAGUAUGAAGGGUUUUGGAACUAACGAUAGGGCGCUCAUUAGAAUAAUAGUUUCCCGGUGUGAAGUCGACAUGAUCCCUAUCAAGGAGGAAUUCCACAGAAACUACAAGGCUACGCUCGAAAGCUUCAUACAGAGUGACACCUCGGGUGACUACAGGAAAGCCCUUCUGAGCCUCGUCUCUGGAAACUGAAUCCGUGGGUUGGGCGCAGGCUUGUAAUCUCGGUGGACAAAAAAAAAACGGCAUUCCUUAGCGUCAAAGACUGCACCUACGAGUAAAAUUUGUACUUCAAAUGCCAAGCCAUCAUCAUUGAAGACCCAGCCUGUACCAUGCAGCUACAUGCAAAAUCACUCCGUGAU